Messenger RNA from Xyrauchen texanus (razorback sucker), 2159 nucleotides. RefSeq names its product sodium-dependent lysophosphatidylcholine symporter 1-like. The transcript is spliced from 14 exons. Bases 31 to 1557 code for a protein of 508 amino acids. Gene Ontology annotation, cellular component: membrane. Gene Ontology annotation, biological process: carbohydrate transport. Gene Ontology annotation, molecular function: symporter activity. The record is from RefSeq and is a predicted model, not a curated record. NCBI's taxonomy places the organism in Eukaryota, Metazoa, Chordata, Actinopteri, Cypriniformes, Catostomidae.
AUAGUGGUAUUAUACUGGACAACCGAACAGAUGAGAAUAGUCUCUGCGAUGGAAAAUGACAACAAUCAGCCGAGAGCACCAGGCAUCCCUUUAUCCAGGAAGCUGUGCUAUGCUGUUGGAGGAAUGCCUUAUCAAAUGACUUCAAAUGCCAAGGGCUUCUUCAUGCAGAUCUUUUUACUGGAUGUUGUGGAGAUGGGGGCCUUCUCUGCAUCCAUCAUUCUCUUCCUCGGUCGAGCUUGGGAUGCCAUUACUGAUCCUCUGAUUGGAUAUACUGUGAGCAAGAGCGGCCGGACACGAAUCGGCAAACUCAUUCCCUGGAUUGUGUUCUCAAUGCCAUUGGGGGUCCUAUCCUACAUCAUGCUCUGGUAUACUCCACAGGAUGCCAUGUCCCCUGCCUCCAAUUUCUGCUGGUACUUCACAUGGUGCUGUCUGUUUGACACCUUCAUGAGUUGUUACCAUGUGCCCUAUUCGUCCCUAAACAUGUUUCUGGGAGGUAAUGAGAGAGAUCGAGACUCAGCCACCGGCUACAGAAUGGGAAUGGAAGUGUUUGCUACACUGGCGGGAGCCACCAUUCAGGGUCAGAUAGUGGGGGUGUACCACGCCAAGAAAUCGCAAGCAUGCAGCUCGCAAAAUGACACAAAAUUGCCCGUUGGGAACGUCACGACCUCACCUGAUGGCAUUUCUGAGACACUUCAAAAUACAAGAAGAGCCUAUUUGACUGCUGCACUAUUAUUAGGACUGCUUUAUUUCCUGUGUUGCCUUGUGCUUUUUAUUGGAGUAAAAGAGCAAUUAGCUCCUCUGAGUAAACUGGACCGCAUAAAUAAGUCCUACCUAACUAGUAUGAAGAUGGUGGUGUGUCACAUUCCAUAUGUGCAGCUUGUAUUUGGCUUCCUCUUUUCUUCAAUUGCCUUCCAGAUGGCUCAGGGAAAUUUUGCCUUGUUUUGUACUCACGCAGCAGAUAUGGGACAAUAUUUUCAGCACCUUGUCCUCAUUUUACUGACAGCAGCCACAUUGUCCAUUCCAUUAUGGCAGACACUCUUGGUCAAAUUAGGCAAGAAGACCACCAUAUUCAUCGGCCUAUCAUCUUAUAUCCCAGCUUUAACUGUAAUAUCCCUAGUGAGGAGUAAUUUUCCCGUCUUCAUCAUUAUGUCUGUGUUAGCUGGGACCAGUCUGGCAGCCCUCUAUCUGCUCCCUUGGUCCAUGUUGCCAGAUGUGGUGGAUGACUUCAAGGUCAAGAACCCUUCUUGCCAGGAUCUAGAACCAUUGUUUUACUCCUGUUAUGUUUUCUUCAACAAAUUUGGAGGAGGAAUGGCUAUUGGAGUCUCUACCUUGGUACUACAUUUUGCAGGAUACAAACCUGGUGCCUGUAGGCACAAUCCUGAGGUUAUAUACUCACUGCGAAUUCUUUUCGCUCCUGUGCCCAUUUGUCUUCUGCUGGUGGGCAUAGUGAUGUUUUACUUCUAUCCUAUCAAUGAAGAGCGACGGCAGCAAAUCCAGAAAGCAUUAAGGAAAGCAGGGGCAGAAAACAGCAUGAAGGAAGAAGAACUGAGGAUAUGAAGCAAUUAGUAUUUCACAUAUACAACUUUUGUAACAUUGACAGGCUCUCCAACUGAAUCAUGAACAUGUUUUGUUUUUUUCAUCUCAGUGUAAUACUUUCUCUUGAUCAGUGUUUCUCAAUCUUUCUCAGUGGAGCUCCCCAAACACUGCAUAUUUAGUAGUUUAAUUGACUGAUUUCAGCCCAUGGGGUGCUCCAACACACCCAAAUCAGGCCAUGGAGAACUAUACUUAUAUAGUUAAAAGGGUCAUAUAAUGAUAACUUAAAAUGUCCUUUAUAGGGACUGGAAAGAUUCCAAGGAAUGAAAAACUAACUAAAUGGUUUUCAGAAUGUAACUGAAAACGGAAUAAAGUCCUUUUCAAAUGUUCCCGAGUGAAAACAUUAUUUUGAAAUAUUGGUUACAGAAAAUUUUCGAAAUUACACCAAUUCCUGUUGUCCAAAAAAAUAAGACAUCUCUCUUUUUAGUUGAAUAUGAUUAUGUGCUUUAGUUCUGAAGGAAAUUGCUGCAUCACAAAAUAUAUUGUCUUAUAGCAUGCUGAAGACCUUUUAGACAAUUAUGUAUAAUUACUAUAUAUACAUGCAUGGUUAAUCAUAUACAAAUACA